CACCGGCCAGGCCCACCGACAUGGGACGCUCCUGCAGGGUCUCUGGGUGACUGUCCUGGCUCGGACACCGGGGCAAAGGCAGCAGAGGCCACCCGUACUAACAAUACCAUGAGAACCCUGUCCCCUCUGACCCUGGUGACGGGAAGGCGUUAAAGUGGUUGGCCCAAGGUCACCUCCUCCUAGGGGGCAGGGCUGACCUAGUGCAGUCUCCCGGGGACGACAUGAUGCUGUUCACCUCAAAUAUUUACUCACUAGCACCUGCCACGGUCCUGCCGGAGGCCAUGGGGACGUGGCCGCCCAGCCGGGAGGUUCCCGAGGACUGGCGGGCAGCACCCCCGCCCACCUGCACGAGGCGGGCUGACCACACAGUCCUCCGGCCUCCCUGGGCGUGGGCACUCUCUCUUCCUGGCCUUGUCCCCUGCCCUCUGUAAGUGGAACAACCGCUCUCUGUCUCCUUCUGCAAGCCACGCUGAGCCCUGUUGUAGGCUGGGACCCCGAGGAGCCUGCCCCUGGAGCUGGGGGCUGCCUGUCCUCCCAGGAGGACCUGGCACGCCCUUGUGUGUCCCAGCUACGUCUCAAGGUGUCCCAGGGCGCCCUCCCUGAGUCAGCUGUGCCCACCUGGGGCCUGGGUGUGCCCCUGGUGUGCCGCUGCCCAGGUCCCGGCCGCCUGACUCGGGCUGUGCCUGGGCGGCUCAGAGUCUCCGGCUCCCUGGCUGGCGUCACCUGAGCAACCCUGCUGAGGAGAAAGUGACCUGGAGCUGACCGCUCGGUGUGCCGCGCCCUCACCCCUGGACACCCCUGGACAGCUCUUGUGGGGUUCUCCUCUCUCAGUUCCUAAUGGCUGGAGGUUUGCUUCUUGCUGUGAUUUCCUUAGAAUAAAAAUGGAUGACCGGCCAUCCUCACGGAGGACACCUGCACUGACUCCCUGACCUUGCUGGCCAGGGUCCCACGAGGACAGGCGCAGCCCCCUGGGGCCUGGGUUUGUCCUUCCUGUGGGAAACACAGGUGUCUGGCUGCAGGGGGCUGAGCUGCCCCUGGCUGAUCCGCUUUGGGGCAGCUUAGGGGAUUUCUUUUUCUGGACCUGAUAGCCACCCCCCAGGUGCCCUCCCUGCCCCGGGGCUGGGAUUUAGUCAGUGCUGUGUCAGCCCCGGCUCCUCCUGGGCGUCCUCACCACUGCUGGGAGCUCUCCCUGGUCCCCCAAGGGCAGGAGCCGGCCACAGGCCAAGGGCAGCGAGUGGCGCCAAGGGCCUGGCCUUGGCUGAUGUCUCCUCAGGCCUGAGCAGGCAGGAGGCAGCGCCAGGAUGGACUUUGGGUCUCUGGAGACCGUGGUGGCCAACUCUGCCUUCAUCGCUGCCCGGGGCAGCUUUGACGGGAGCAGCGCCCCGUCUUCCAGGGACAAGAAGUACCGGGCCAAGCUCCGGCUGCCCCCGCUGUCCAAGUGCGAGGGCCUCCGGGACAGCCUCAACUCGGAGUUCCAGAGUGUGUGCCGGGAGCAGCCCAUCGGCAGGCGGCUCUUCCAGCAGUUUCUGAGGGCUGACCAGAGGCACGAGCCGGCUGUGGGGCUCUGGCUGGACAUUGAGGACUAUGACACGGUGGACGGUGACCUGCGGCCGCAGAAGGCACAGAGCAUUGUGGCCACGUACCUGGACCCCCAGGCCGAGCUCUUCUGCAGCUUUCUGGAUGAGGGGACCAUGUCGAAGGUGAAGGGGGCGGCCGAGGGGGGCCAGGAUGGGCUCUUCCGGCCGCUGCUGCAGGCCACGCUGGAGCACCUGAGCCAGGCCCCCUUCCAGGAGUACCUGGGCAGCCUGCACUUCCUGAGGUUCCUGCAGUGGAAGUGGCUGGAGGCCCAGCCUGUCGGGGAGGACUGGUUCCUGGACUUCAGGGUCUUGGGGAAGGGAGGCUUUGGGGAGGUGUCAGCCUGCCAGAUGAAGGCCACCGGCAAGAUGUACGCCUGCAAGAAGCUGAACAAGAAGCGUCUGAAGAAGAGGAAGGGGUACCAGGGCGCCAUGGUCGAGAAGACCAUCCUGACCAAAGUGCACAGCAGGUUCAUCGUCUCUCUGGCCUAUGCUUUCGAGACCAAGACUGACCUCUGCCUGGUGAUGACCAUCAUGAAUGGGGGUGACGUAAGGUACCACAUCUACAGCGUGGACGAGGAGAGUCCCGGCCUCCCGGAGCCGCGCGCCAUCUUCUACACGGCCCAGAUGCUGAGCGGCCUGGAGCACCUGCACCAGAGACGGAUCGUCUACCGCGACCUCAAACCCGAGAACGUGCUGCUGGACGACGGGGGCAACGUCCGCAUCUCGGACCUGGGGCUGGCCGUGGAGCUGCCGGAGGGGCAGGGCAAGACCAGGGGCUACGCAGGGACGCCAGGCUUCAUGGCCCCCGAGCUCCUGCUCGGCGAGGACUACGACUGCUCUGUGGACUACUUUGCCUUGGGGGCCACCCUGUACGAGAUGAUCGCCGCUAGAGGUCCUUUCCGAGCCCGAGGAGAGAAGGUGGAGAGCAAGGAGCUCAGGCAGCGCGUCCUCUCGGAGCCCGUUACGUACUCAGACAGGUUCGGCCGGGCCAGCAGGGACUUCUGUGAGGCCCUGCUGGAGAAGGACCCGGAGAAGCGCCUGGGCUUCAGAGAUGGCUCCUGCGACGGGCUGCGUGCCCACGCCCUUUUCAAAGACAUCAGCUGGAGGCAGCUAGAGGCCGGACUGCUGACUCCUCCCUUCAUCCCUGACUCCAGAACUGUCUAUGCGAAGAGCAUUCAGGACGUGGGUGCCUUUUCCACCGUCAAGGGUGUGGCCUUUGACAAAGCAGACUCGGAAUUCUUCCAGGAAUUUGCCUCGGGCAACUGUCCCAUUCCCUGGCAGGAGGAGAUGAUCGAGACGGGCAUCUUCGGGGAGCUGAACGUAUGGCGCCCUGACGGGCAGAUGCCGGAUGACAUGAAGGGAGUCCCCGUGGAGGAGACGGCCCCCGUGUCCAAGUCAGGAAUGUGUCUGGUCUCCUAGCCACGCUCCCGAAAGGAGCAGCUCUGGGUGGACAUGCAGACCUCUGGGUCAGCCCGUGGCCCCCAAGGGCGGGCACCAGCUCCCUUCCCCCUUCUCGAGGUCGAGAAGCCUGCCCAGCCCAGAGCAGCUCAGCCGCCCCCAGGAGCCCCGGGCCCACCAAUGUGGUUGUCCACCUUCUCAUCUCAUUUCACUCAAAAGAGGCAGGAAAACGUUCCAGGUGCAAUAAGGGCAGCAACAGACGGGCCCAAGGCCUUGCAGAGAUGCACCAGAGGACGCCCUUCUGGGCAGUGCUGGCCAGGGUGCAGUCAGAAGCCUGGGGCAGCUUGGGUCUCCUGGGCCUCCGCUGCUAAUACCCCAGCCCAGGUCCCUCGGAAGGAGGCCAGCUCUCAGUGAGAUGAGGGCGCAAACCACAGCUGCAAGACGCUGGACUCUGUACUGGCCCUGCUCCCAGCCACCGCACUUCAGGGACCCCCACUCGGGGGCAUUGAGUCUUGUGGGAGUGGAGAUGGUGGGACCUCCCUGGGCUUAGCUGGGAAUCACUGCCUCCACGAAGUGGCAGGGAAGCUGCCUCAGGGGCCAGCGAAAACUGGUGGUGGACACUGUCCUAUUUCAUCUCCUCUGUCACCCCUGGGGUGGACGUCUGUGUUCUCAUUAACACCACCUGUGGUAUAGUUGUAUAGCUAUCUUCUUAGUGCACAGCACCGGUGGUGGACGCCCGUCUCCUCGGUCCACAGCACCGGUGGUGGAUGCCUAUCUCAUCUCCUCCAUCACCACCUGUGGUGGACGCCCGUCUCCUUGGUUCACAGCACUGGAGGUGGACGCCAUCUCCUCGGUCCACAGCACCGGUGGUGGACGCCAUCUCCUCGGUCCACAGCACUGGAGGUGGACGCCCGUCUCCUCGGUCCACAGCACUGGAGGUGGACGCCCGUCUCCUCGGUCCACAGCACUGGAGGUGGACGCCAUCUCCUCGGUCCACAGCACCGGUGGUGGAUGCCUAUCUCAUCUCCUCCAUCACCACCUGUGGUGGACGCCCGUCUCCUUGGUUCACAGCACCUGUGGUGGACACUGUCUCUCAGUACAUAGCACCUGUGGUGGACGCCCAUCUCCUCCGUCCACAGCACCUGUGGUGGACACUGUCUCCUCAGUCCACAGCACCUGUGGUGGACACUGUCUCUCAGUACAGAGCACCUGUGGUGGACGCCCAUCUCCUCCGUCCACAGCACCUGUGGUGGACACUGUCUCCUCAGUCCAUAGCACCUGUGGUGGACGCCCAUCUCCUCUAUCACCACCUGUGGUGGACGCCCGUCUCCUUGGUCCACAGCACCUGUGGUGGACACUGUCUCUCAGUACAGAGCACCUGUGGUGGAUGCCCAUCUCCUCCGUCCACAGCACCUGUGGUGGACACUGUCUCCUCAGUCCACAGCACCUGUGGUGGACGCCCAUCUCCUCUAUCACCACCUGUGGUGGACGCCCGUCUCCUUGGUCCACAGCACCUGUGGUGGACACUGUCUCUCAGUACAUAGCACCUGUGGUGGACGCCCGUCUCCUUGGUCCACAGCACCUGUGGUGGACACUGUCUCUCAGUACAUAGCACCUGUGGUGGACGCCCGUCUCCUUGGUCCACAGCACCUGGCAAACCUGCACCUCCCGGGCCCUCAGUGACCCCGUAGGCCCACCUCACUGGGCAACCAGAGCUCCAUGUCCCUGACUUCCACCUCCUUCCCAGAGGGGCGAAGGCGCCUGGCUGAGAGGCCGUGGGCUGCAGGAGGCUGAGGCGGGCAGCUCUCCCACCUGUCCAGCUGCCAGUGGCCCCUGCUCUCUGGUAGGUGUUCCCACUGACUUCCUACCCCAGCGGUGUCUUCAGGGUCUUUGGGACCUCUACUGGGGGUGGUCUCUCAGGAACAGUCAUCCUUCCUGCUGACCCUAGCAACUCACAGCCUUCUAGGUCCUAGAUCUGAGGUCCUGCCUGGACGCUGGCCAGCAGCUGCAACUCAUCUGCUGUGCUUCAUGAUCUCCUGGGGAGGAGGGCAGCAGAGACCAGGGCCCUGCUGCAGGAGACUGGCAAGUCUCUCAGGAAGCCUGGACACUGCUCAUGGCAGGCCUGGGGUCCUCUGCAGAGAGCCCCCAGUUCUGACCCUACCGGAGACCCUCCUGGGACCCACAUCAUGCGGUGUCCUCUGUUGCAUGGCUGUCGCCGGGGCCUGAUGGGCAGUGUUCCACUUCUGACCCCCUGAGACCUGCAGCUGUGGUGACCCUAGCCCCCUCACUUCCAUAGUGAUUCUAGAAACUGUCUGCCCUCCAGAGGGGAGCAGGGGGAGCAGGAGAUGCCCUGGGGAGGUGCAGUCAGAAAGGACUUCGGAGAAAAAGAUGGUUCCGUUAAAGGACUAUUAAAAAUAUUAACAAAGAGGGCAGGUUCCUUGGAUCGUGGUAUGAAUUCCAACUUGCAUUCUUUCUUUUAAAAUUGAACGUACAUAUGCAUGCAUGUGCUUACAUACACACACCUUAAACACAGCUACACACUCACCCAUACACACUCCUGCACACACAUGCACACCUGCACACACCUGAACACACACCUGCACACACACCUGUGUAAACCUCUACACAGACCCAUACACAUGCAUAAUCUGCCUACACCUGCACACACCUGUCCACACCUGCAUACACCUGUACAUACCUGUGCACACACUACUAUGCACCCCCGCACACUCCAGCAUACAUCCUAGACAUCCCUCAUGUAUACACCCCUGCAUACAUGUGUGCACACACACCUGCACACGUGCACACACUUGCACAUCCCCCCACCCUUACACACAUCUUCAUAUUCUCCUACACACCCUGGCUGGUUAGGGGGAGCCUCCUGGCUGGUUGGGAGAUCUCCUGAAAGGGGGGCUUCCUGGCUGGGCAGCCUCCCGGUCGGCUGGGGAGCCUCCUUGUUAGCUCUGUCCCUCAAGCACCAGGUGUUACCGGGCUGUAAAGGGCAGUCUCUGGCCCAAGUGCUGGGGCACCAGAAGAACGGCAGAGGCAAACCCCCUGCCUCCUGUGGCUGAGGUCCUUGGGACGUGGGCAACAUGGACUGUAGAGUUCCGAGGGGCGACUGGCGGAGGUGAGACCGUGGAGAGCAGAGCAGGAAAGGAGUGUGCUAGCCCGGCUCCUGUCCCACCAGGUGGCCACAGAGGACCGUCUCCUCCCUGUUGGAGAGACCUGGGGCAAAGGUGGGGUGGGGCUGCCCAGGGCCUCAAGCCCACUGUGGUGGGCACCCCCACAGAGCUCUGGAAGCACUGGGGCUCCCUCAGGACUCGGGUUGACUGGUGUGGCACCAGGGGCACUUCGGCCCCACCCAGGGGACCGCAGUGUGCCGCACUCUUUGGAAACCCUGGUUACAGCUGGGUCCCACCUGCCCUCGUGCCAAGUGUGAUGUCCACCCUGGGUGGAACUCAGUGCCCUCACCCCCAAGGGUCACUUUCCCAGCAGCUUCUGUGCCGGGGUCCAGCCCUGGCGGGAUCCAGGGGUCCUGAAGGAGGAGUGGCGUCAGCGAAAGAAGAAGAGCGAGACGACAGGUUGCAAGUUAUGAGCAGCGUCCAGAAAGACCUGCUGCCCCAGGGGCCUCUGUUUUAUGCCUUUUUAUAGGUGUUUUUCCAGGUAGUUAAUGGAUAGCCUCAAAGCCUGGAGCUUCUUUGACUUACAUGAUUUUCAAGAGUUACCAUCUUUUCUGACAUACAGUGUUACCUAAGAUAUUGAGUACCUUGUUCAAAAUAUCGUUCUGUAGCCUUAGACAGUCAGGACGUGAGCGUCACAUUUUCACCUCAAUGUCUAGGGGCUAGGCUGCCAACAGACCACGUGUCUCCAGACUUUUAUUCACUUCUAACUUUAAAGCGUACCUAGAGUUAUUUUAUCAACCUUUAGCUUUAAAGCAUACUUAUGAUUAUUGGAAAGCUUUCUUACUUUUAAACUAAAGUCCCAGUAAAACACACUUAAAAUAGUGAAAGUCUAGUACUUAAAAGCCUACUACUCUGAAGUGCUUCUAAGAUAUAUCUAUAUUGAUCUUACAUCAUUUAUUUUUAAUUUCCAAGGUAAUUUCCUUUUUUCAUGUGACCUACUUAAUUGCUUUCUCACAGUUUCCUUGAUCCUUGGUCAAAGCAUGCCAGUUCUUAUGUCUCUGCAAUCUUUAAUAAAGGGCAGGCCUUACACCUCCA
Molecule: messenger RNA, 7192 nt
Organism: Marmota monax (woodchuck)
Lineage: Eukaryota; Metazoa; Chordata; Mammalia; Rodentia; Sciuridae
Gene: Grk1
Product: G protein-coupled receptor kinase 1
Exons: 7
Coding region: 1302-2996 (564 amino acids)
Biological process (GO): protein phosphorylation; regulation of opsin-mediated signaling pathway; signal transduction
Cellular component (GO): cytoplasm
Molecular function (GO): rhodopsin kinase activity; ATP binding
Source: RefSeq, a predicted model, not a curated record